AUGGAUGACUGUGUGGCUAUUUCCGAGUCUGAACUCACGUCGCUCUAUGAGAGGUAUCCCGAAAUCAGAUUCGAGAUUAGCGAGGAACCACUGAUUGCCGGUUCACACUUCUCGUCACCCUGUUCAAACGAUACUGAUGGCGACAACACUCAAUUGUACGGGAAGUCCGAAUCUACAGCCUGUACAACUCCGUUUCAUCGAAGAUCGCAUGCCAAUGAUUCCCAUGAUGGACACACCACGUUGACCUUCCUCGAUAAUGUUCGAAGGGCAAAUUUACCAGACAGCUGCCGAAAUGGGUUCAGCAACCUUACAAGACUGGUGGAGAGUCUUGGUCGUCUGUUCCCGUCCCAGACUGAUCAACAUUUAGAGCUUCCGCGCGACCUAGACAAACAAGAAAUACUUUCUCAGGGCGAAGCGUUAUUGGACCAGCUUCACCAGGUCAACCUCAACGUUGAAGAACAGGUCAACAAUAUCGCUUACGUGCGCGGGUUGGCGCCAUUCACGGUAAACCCAUCAGAACAAGACCUAUGGACGAACUAUCGACAGAAGGUUCAGCUGAUUGUUCAGUACACCGCACUGCCAUGUCAGACAGAACGAAACCUUGUCGAAGGUUGGGCACACCUCUUUCACGACCUUGUCUAUGAACCCUUCCUGAAAUAUGUGUAUCCCUGUAAUGUCGGCCAUGACGUUGAGGAUCGCAUCAACGAGCUCUAUGACGAAGCCAUGUCCCUUCUUGGUAAUUACCAGAUGUGGUGUCGCGGCAUGAUGGACCUCCGGCAAAAUUACAUGAUCCCUGCUCGACGAGCAAUACGGAACUCUCCCCGAGUUUUGCAGGAAAUAAAGGAGAUGGAAGCGAGCAAGGCAGCAGCAAGGGCUGCCAUCAACUUGACAGAGGCACAAGGAAUGCAGCUAGCAACAGAGAGGCUUGUGAAGGAGCUCAACCUGUCUGCCAGUCGCAGACGAUGGACAAUACCUAAGAAAAUGAAGCAACAAUAUCGAAGGGAGCAUACGGUGUAG
Exophiala spinifera is the source of this 1017-nucleotide messenger RNA. RefSeq lists its product as uncharacterized. NCBI's taxonomy places the organism in Eukaryota, Fungi, Ascomycota, Eurotiomycetes, Chaetothyriales, Herpotrichiellaceae. The coding region runs from base 1 to 1017 and encodes 338 amino acids. The record is from RefSeq and is a predicted model, not a curated record. The transcript has 2 exons.